Molecule: messenger RNA, 3547 nt
Organism: Paramormyrops kingsleyae
Lineage: Eukaryota; Metazoa; Chordata; Actinopteri; Osteoglossiformes; Mormyridae
Product: RING finger protein 145-like
Biological process (GO): proteasome-mediated ubiquitin-dependent protein catabolic process; ERAD pathway
Cellular component (GO): endomembrane system
Molecular function (GO): zinc ion binding; ubiquitin protein ligase activity
Source: RefSeq, a predicted model, not a curated record
UGCUCAGUAGGCACCUUAGCGCUUCUAAUGGCUGCUGGAUGACAAGGGGAGGUAGCCCGUUGUUCUGCGUCUCCGUGGGCAGCCUAAAUACCGCCAGGACCGAAAACAGUCGACUUAAAAUGGUUGAUUUCCGACUGGAGAUGCAACGUGAGUCUGAAGUAAACGGAGUAAAUUAGUGUUUAGCGCCGCGACCCUCAGCCAUGGUGCUGAAAGAGAAGCUGGAGGCGGUGCUGAACGUAGGCCUGCGGGUGCCCAGCAUCAUGCUGCUGGAGGUGCUCUACAGGUGGGAUGUCAGCUCUUUCUUCCAGAAGAUCCAGCGGAGCAGUCUCAACAACAACCCCCUCUUCCAGUACAAGUACCUGGCUCUCUACCUGCACUAUGUAGGCUACAUCCUAAGUCUAGUUCUUCUGACGCUCCCUCGACAGCACCUGGUCCGGCUCUACCUGUACGUCCUCACAGCCCUGCUCCUCUUUGCUGGACAUCAGGUCUCCAGGGACUAUGUUCGCAGCGAACUGGAUUCUGGGUACGAGGGACCGCUGUACCUGGAGCCGCUGUCCAUGAACAGGUUCAUCACGGCUCUGAUUGGUCAGCUAGUGGUCUGCACACUCUGCUCCUGCGUCAUGCAGACCAAGCAGAUCUGGCUCUUCUCGGCCCACCUGCUCCCCCUGGUGGCCCGACUGUGCCUCGUCCCCCUGGAGACCAUCGUCUUCAUCAAUCGCUUCGCCAUGAUCUUCACGGGCCUGGAGGUGCUAUACUUCUUGGCCUCCAACCUGCUGGUGCCGUACAAUCUGGCCAAGACGGCCUACCGGGAGCUGGUGCAGGUGGUGGAGGUCUAUGGGUUACUAGCACUUGGGAUGUCCCUGUGGAAUCAGCUGGUCCUGCCGGUCCUCUUUAUGUGCUUCUGGCUGGUGCUGUUCGCCCUGCAGAUAUAUACCUACUUCAGCACCCGUGACCAGCCCACCUCACGCGAGAGGCUGCUAUUCCUCUUCCUCACCAGCAUCGCAGAGUGCUGCAGCACCCCCUAUUCUCUACUCGGCCUGGUCUUCACCGUAUCGUUUGUGGCACUGGGUGUCCUCACACUCUGCAAGUUCUACCUGCAGGGUUACCGUGCAUUCAUGAACGACAACACCAUGCACCGGGGAAUGACGGAAGGCAUCACGCUGCUAAUCCUGGCCGUUCAGACGGGUCUGAUCGAGCUGCAGGUCAUCCACCGGGCCUUCCUCCUCAGCAUCAUCCUCUUCAUUGUGGUGGCGUCUAUUUUACAGUCCAUGCUGGAUAUCGCUGACCCCAUCGUGCUGGCACUGGGGGCUUCCAGGGACAAGAGUCUCUGGAAGCACUUCCGGGCAGUGAGCCUGUGUCUCUUCCUGCUGGUCUUCCCAGCCUACAUGUCCUACAUGAUCUGCCAGUUCUUCCACAUGGACUUCUGGCUCCUAAUCAUCAUCUCGUCUAGCAUCCUCACCUCCCUGCAGGUUUUGGGUACGCUGUUGAUCUACGUGCUGUUCAUGGUGGAGGAGUUCCGCAAGGAGCCGGUGGAGAACAUGGAUGACGUCAUCUACUACGUCAACGGCACCUACAGGCUGCUGGAGUUCCUGGUGGCCCUGUGCGUGGUGGCCUACGGCGUCUCCGAGACGGUCUUCGGCGAGUGGACCGUCAUGGGCUCCACCAUCAUCUUCGUCCACUCCUACUACAACGUGUGGCUGCGUGCGCAGCUGGGAUGGCAGAGCUUCCUGCUGCGCAGGGACGCCGUCAAUAAGAUCAAGAGCAUGCCCAUCGCCACCAGCCAGCAGCUGGAGCAGCACAACGACAUCUGUGCCAUCUGCUACCAGGACAUGAGAUCGGCAGUCAUCACGCCCUGCAGCCACAUCUUCCACGCCGGAUGCCUGAAGAAGUGGCUGUAUGUGCAGGAGACCUGCCCACUCUGCCACAGCCCGCUGAAGAGCCAAUCGCAGCCAGCCGCUGCAAGCCCGGCCGCGCAGGACGCGCUGGAGCCAGCCAAUCAGAAUCAGCGGGAGGCGGGGCAGGCGAGCCCGCCUGCCGACGUCGCCGAAAGGCAGGGGGAGACUUUAGACGGGGUGGACGCUGAUCUGGAAUCAGAUGGGAGUUCGCAGGUGUCCGCAGAGCCUGAGCAGGAUGUGCCACAGAAUGGGCCUCAUGCCAGCGCACGUCUUGAGCCUACGCCCAGCGUCGUGCGGGCUGGACAGUAGUCAGGAAUGUAACGUGGCCGCCAGUACUAUUAACAUGGGCCAACGAUUAAGAUCUCUGCUGUACGGCUUCCUGGUAGAUGCUAACCUCUCUCACCAUGUCUGUUGAGCCUCUCUGGGCUUUGUGUCCAUUCAAACUGUGCUCAUCAGCCUCACCCCUAACAUCUGGGUCAUAUUUACAUGUCGGGUUGCGGUUCCUUCAUGCUAAAGUGUGGAUUUGAGAGCGUGCCAGGUUCCAAAUCCGUUCGUUUCAAUGUGAAGCAGCCCCGUCGAUUUCAAUAUUUAUUUUAACAAAAGUGGGCUAAUCUGUUUUUCUCUGUCCAUUGCCGCUGUCAUCUAGGCUUUAGACAUUUUCACUUCACCCAGAGCCAUCCACGCAUUUUCAGGCUCUUCUCACAGUGUUGUGCUGAAAGCCACGCCCACCCAAGCCACGCCCGCCGCUACAGGUUCCCUCGCGGAUAUCUGGUUGGUCAAAGUUACGGCUGUUGAAAGGAAGGUGUCGCUUGAAGGGCCAUAUAGAACAGCUUGUAGGACGGGGGUAAACUUCAGUUAACCUGAAACGGUGACGGCAGUUGAUGUACAAGCUUUAAGCACGCUCAAACUAGCACGCUGUCUGUUGCGGUAGUUGUAUGAUUUUAUUUUCUUUUUUCCUUUUUGACAAUAUAGCCCCUGCUCUAGUAUUAAGCAAAUGCGUAUGCACUAAUGUUGGUAAUAGCAAUGCUCCAAAGUCUGUCUUUGUCACAUACCAAAUAUUUUUGGUUUGUAUGAGGAAAAUGAAACUACAGAUGUGUGUGCGUGCGUAUAUACGCCCAUACACAUGUAUAUACACGCAUAUAUCCUAAAAAGGGGUUUUGAUAUCCAGUACUUGCUGCAUCGGGCGAUGUGAAGUGGAGUGGAGCUCGAAUGAGCACUUCAAUCCGAAUUAGUGUGAAGAGCUCGCUCCCAUGGAUUCGGAGCUGGUGCAAGCAGAGUAAACGGCAAGCGAAUUUACAGUAUUAUUUGGCAUUUUGCAUCUGUGACAAUGAAUACACGAAUUGUAUGAACGCACUGUGUAAAUGCCACUUUCGUUAUUUUGUAGCAACUUGAUAGCUUUUGCACACUUUCUUAACGGAAACGUAAAAUAGCUAUGUGUAUAAAUUUUACAUUUUUUUUAUCUUUAGCAUUUGUAAUGUGGCGUUGACUUUUUUUUUUUCUUUUAAGAGACUAAUCCACGUUUUUGGAUACAAAUGAAGAUGAAACGUGCUCUGUGAAUGCUGGAGUUUUUCAGUUGUGGUCAAUAAAAUGAUAUUGAUGUCUCAUUUUUAUGACUGAAUGUAUUAAAACAAAAUAAACAUUGAAACCUUGUA